Molecule: messenger RNA, 3819 nt
Organism: Cuculus canorus (common cuckoo)
Lineage: Eukaryota; Metazoa; Chordata; Aves; Cuculiformes; Cuculidae
Gene: GGA1
Product: golgi associated, gamma adaptin ear containing, ARF binding protein 1
Exons: 17
Coding region: 128-2128 (666 amino acids)
Biological process (GO): intracellular protein transport; vesicle-mediated transport
Cellular component (GO): trans-Golgi network
Molecular function (GO): small GTPase binding; phosphatidylinositol binding; ubiquitin binding
Source: RefSeq, a predicted model, not a curated record
GGACGGGCGGCGCUCUAGGCGGCUCGGGGGGCGCUUGAUGGCCCCGCGGCGGCGCCGGGACGGGCUGGCGGGCGUCGCGGCGUGGCCCCGGUGAGCAGCCGGCGGAAGGCCGGGCGGGCCCCGCGCCAUGGAGCCCGAGACGCUGGAGGCGCGCAUCAACAAAGCAACAAGCCCUCUGAACAAGGACCUGGACUGGGAUGGCAUCAAUGCUUUCUGUGAGCAGCUCAAUAAGGAACUGGAGGGUCCUCCACUUGCUACCCGGCUUCUUGCCCACAAGAUCCAGUCUCCGCAAGAAUGGGAAGCUAUCCAGGCCCUCACGGUGCUGGAGUCCUGCAUGAAGAGUUGUGGCAAGCGCUUCCAUGACGAGGUGGGCAAGUUCCGGUUCCUCAAUGAACUCAUCAAAGUGGUGUCACCCAAGUAUCUUGGCAGCCGGACAUCAGAAAAAGUGAAGUCAAAGAUCCUGGAGCUGAUGUACAGCUGGACAUUAGGGCUGCCUCACGAGGUAAAGAUCUCGGAGGCCUACCAGAUGCUGAAGAAACAAGGGAUUGUGAAAUGUGACCCCAAACUGCCUGACGACGCUCCUUUUCCACCUCCUCCUCCUCGGCCCAAGAACAUAAUCUUUGAUGAUGAAGAGAAAUCCAAGACACUGGCUCGUCUCCUGAAAAGUUCCCAUCCAGAGGACCUCCGGGCAGCCAACAAGCUCAUCAAGGAGAUGGUUCAAGAGGACCAGAAGCGCAUGGAGAAAAUCUCCAAAAGAGUGAAUGCCAUAGAGGAGGUGAACAACAAUGUGAAGCUGCUGACAGAGAUGCUGACAAACUACAGCAAGGGGGAGACAACGGAGAGCAAUGAGGACCUAAUGAAGGAGCUGUAUCAGCGCUGUGAGCGCAUGAGGCCCAUGCUUUUCCGGCUCGCCAGUGACACAGAAGACAAUGAUGAAGCUCUAGCGGAGAUCCUGCAGGCCAAUGACAAUCUGACACAGGUGAUCAAUCUCUACAAGCAGCUUGUGCGGGGAGAAGAGAUCAAUGGGGAGGCAGUGGCCGGUCCGCUUCGAGGCAGCACCUCAGCACUUCUGGAUCUGUCAGGCCUGGAUCUUCCAGCAACAGGCCCCUCCUACCCAGCUUUGCCCACCCUUUCACGUGGCUCAGCAGUCCCUGUGCCUGACCAGGCUGGUUCUGUCUCCUUGCUGGAUGAUGAACUCAUGUCUCUGGGCCUGAAUGAUCCAGCACCGCAUCCUGCCCAGGCUGCUGACAGCAGUGGCUGGAACAGCUUCCAGUUGUCAGAUAGCAAUGAGCUCAGCACCACCCCUGUCAUGGCAACGCCACCAGUCAAAACAGAUGUUGGCACAUCGUCCCCCAAACCUUCUAAUACCACCAGCGGCCUGGAUGACCUAGACCUCCUGGGCAAGACACUGCUGCAACAGUCUUUGCCUCCAGAGUCUCAACAAGUGCGAUGGGAGAAGCAGCAGGCACUCCCCCGGCUCACCCUGAGGGAUCUCCAGAACAGGAGCAGUACUGGCACCACAGCCCACAAUCCCAGCACUCUGCCCGUGCUCCAGAGUGUUUCCCCUAACACCACACUGCCCCUGAACUCAGAGCUGCCUGCUCCUUCUACACUUCCAAAAGCUGCCACCACACCAGCAGGAAGUACCACAGUCCCACCACGGCCUCCUGCCACCGUGCUGCCCCAGGAGAUCUCGCUGGCCAACAUCACUGUGCCUCUGGAGUCAAUCAAACCCAGCAGCAUCCUCCCUGUGACAGUGUAUGAUCAGCAUGGCUUCCGUGUCCUCUUCCACUUUGCUAAGGAUGCCCUGCCCGAGAGGCCUGAUGUGCUUGUGGUGGUGAUUUCUAUGCUUAGCACAGCCCCGCAGCCCAUCCGCAACAUUGUCUUUCAGUCCGCUGUCCCCAAGGUGAUGAAGGUGAAGCUACAGCCUCCCUCAGGCACAGAGCUCCCAGCAUUCAACCCCAUUGUCCAUCCCAGUGCCAUCACGCAAGUCCUGCUGCUCGCUAACCCACAGAAGGAGAAAGUGAGGCUACGAUACAAGCUGACCUUCACCAUGGGAGAGCAAACUUUCAAUGAAAUGGGGGAUGUGGACCAGUUCCCCCCACCAGAGUCCUGGGGAAACCUCUAGGGCCGCACAUUGCAGGCACUACACCACAGAGUCCUUGGGAAGUCGGCCCUGCAAGGCGGGCUGAGGAGAUGGGGAGGGCGGGUUGGGGGCUGCUGCUCACACUCCAUUCUCCAGAUGGCCAGGUGAGGGCCACAGGGAGCAUGCCUCGAGGAGGAGAGCAGAGAUGCCAGAUUUUCAUCCCACAAGACUAGGAGUGGAGUGAAAAGCUUUGCGUGGGUGAACGGUUGCCUUCCUUGCUCUUCCGAAGGUGUCGCUCCCUCCCUAGUCUGUCCAGAUUCUCUUCUAACCGUGCUUUCCCCCUGGGUGCAAUGGGGAAGAAGGAUGAGGAGCUUAACAGCCUCAGCCUGGGGCAAGGCCUAGCAAAGGAAAGAUCCUUUUCCUUGCCUGUCCCCUCUGCGCUUCCUGGCCCUUUAGCUGCUUUGUGCUCUGCGGUGCUCCGUCUUGUCCCCCUUACCCCCCUCCACGGAGCUGUGCCCAGCGGUUCCCUGUGUGGUGAGAUUGCACUGGAACUGAUGCAGAACAAAGCUGGACAGAGACUGGGUGUCUCUCCAGUAUCAGAAGGCGGGCAGCUGCCCCCACUUUCCAGGGGUCAGAGGGAGUGAUCUUCCCAUAUCCCCCUCCUUCCAGCUGCUUACUGAGCUGCUGGUGGGAAGUGGGCGCUGGGGUGGGAGCCUGGAAGCUGGAAAGGGAUUGCUCUGUGCCUUCCCAUCCCCUUCAGCUGGAUCUCCUGGGCACUGAACCUCUGCAGUAAGGAAGCCCACACCCUUUGCAUGUGCUUUAUCUACCACAGAAAGCAUUGGAGACCUCUGCCGGACUUUGUGCUGCGUGACAGGGGUGUGCUGGAGGGUGGGGGCUGAGUCUCCCUGCAGCCUCCUGCCCAACAGGGAGAGGAAGCAGGAUAUGGUCUUCCUACACUGGCUGGGCUGGAGAGUGUAGGGGACAGCGGCAGGGUCAGUUCUUCAAUGUCUUCUCAUUGUGAGAUAGGUGAUGGGCUGGGAGUCGAGGAGAGACUGGAGCCCAGCCCAUCAGCAGAGGACAUGGCUAAGCUCUGCACUGGUAGGGUAUAGGGGGGUACAGCUGUGCCUUGCGCACCUUCGCCCGCAGCCGUGGGCAGGCUUGGCUCCCUGCGGCAGGGAGGGGGCUCGCCUCAGCUGCCUGAUCACUGUGACACAAGAGCAGGGAUCUGCAGGCAAGGAGGAGACCAGGGGGUGGCAGGGGACAAGCAAUGCCCAUCCCCAUGGGACUCGCAACCAUAGGAGCCGCUUCCCAUCCCUAAGCUGGUUUAACCAGGGCCCGAUGUUAAAAACGGGCAAGCUGUGCCCUGCGUUGGCUUGCCAAAGGUUGAGGGAGGCCUGUGUGAGAUAGAAGUGAGCUGGGUGCCUCGUGCUUUUUUGGCUUGGGGGCAGUGAAGGUGAGGUGUCUUGGAGUUGGGUGCAGCAAGUGGUAGAAGAGAAGGGAAGCAAGGUCCUUAUGCUGGGGUUCUGCUGUGUCUUACUUCCCUUUCUGGUCUUUUCAGGGUUUUGUAUGGGUUUUUUCUUUGCAGAUCUUGUUUGGUUCUUGAACAGACUUGUAUAUAUUUUCAGUGCAGAAUUCUGUAAAUGAAAGAAAACAAACAAACGAACAGAUUUAAAAUGAAACGCCCGGUGCGAAGAAUCUGCUGUAUUUAUGGGAAAUAAAGACUUCUUUCCUCA